GUAUGUUAUUUGUAUCUAUUUAUUGUAUUUAAAGCUUAAGGUUUUUUGUUGUAUGUAAGCAGGAGUUGUUUGUAUGAAACUUUAUUGUAUGUAUUUAAAAAAGUAAAUAACAUAAUUACACAAACGGAAUAUGAAUCCCUGUGGUGAUGCUACUAUGUCCGCCAAAUACCUACAUCGUUUCGAUAACGAACUAUGGGCGGAGAUAGAUCCCAUCGAAAAAAAGCGUAAUUUAAAAUUUGAUACGCCUUCUAGGAUUAAAAAAAAAAUUGAAGCGAAACCUAAAAAGAAAAAGGAGAAAGAGGAGGAAAAAGAAGGGAAAAAAAUACGCAUCAGAAAUACGCAGUUUUCAUUCACAUCAUUUUUAAUACCACUUUGCGUCACCGGUGAAAGAAAGGAUUACCAAUUUUUAUAUUGCAUUUGUGCUUUGAGAAACGCAUUGAAGAUUUUAAGUACCACCCUUAGGAAGGAAGGUUUCGCGCAAUUGUAUAUGGUUGGUAUGAAGAGCGCAGUGGACUGGGAAAAAAUCAAAGCCAACAGAACAACUUUUUCAGACAUCAUAACUGAGUUUCUUAUCAAAUCAGGAUCAGUUUGCAUGGUUGCAGCUAAUAGGAAGGAGUUAUACACCAAGGUAAAUAAUCCAGAUGCACCUUUCAUCGUUCUUCUAGCUGCAACAGACAUUCAAUUGCCAAGCCGAGAAAAAUUGUGUGUUGGGACCAGUUGGCUAAUUUUUAGACGAACUGAACAAAGCCGGAAUGUGCUCUUCGACAGGGAAGUGUUCCAUUGCGGUAGGAGGGCCAUCAACGCUGGUGUUCUUGUCAACGGCUGCUCCACAAUGAUGACAACCGGCUUCAAGAGGAUCGGCGGCAUCCAUCACUUCAUCUUUGACAAUAGAUAUGGCGACUUCAUAUUGUUACAAGAAAAAUGUUUCUUACGCAGCUCUGGAACUGCGAUUUUCAUGAAUGAAGCACUAUUCUACAAAUUUCCGAAGGAAGUCCAAAGUUGGGUCCUGGAGAAAAAGCUCGGUGAGAACGAGUACUAUUCCAGAUACACUGGCGGUUGGUUGUCCGACGGCUACAGGAUAUUGCGGUCCGGAGGACUUCUCCUCUCUCCCCAAGACAGCGAACGUACAGAAGGAAGGAUAAAGUACUUAAGUAAAGCACUUCCUAUGGCGUUCUUGAUAGAGAAGGCAGGAGGAAAGGCGACUGACGGAAGAAUCGCCAUCACCAAGUUGGGAGCCAAGAAGUCGCCCUUCACCAAACUCGUUUUUGGCACCGUCAGCGAUGUUGAUGCCUUCAUGGAAGUAAUAAAAGAAUCCUCGAUCAGUGACCAAGACUUCAUGUCAAGUGGAACUGAUACAGACGACACUUCGACUGAUUUCGAAUAAUAAAUGAAU
Messenger RNA from Nezara viridula (southern green stink bug), 1393 nucleotides. NCBI's taxonomy places the organism in Eukaryota, Metazoa, Arthropoda, Insecta, Hemiptera, Pentatomidae. The record is from the annotation of a GenBank genome assembly.